AUGCUGGGCAAUGGUCAAACAUUUCUUUCCAGAGCACAAUCGUUGCAACAACCACUACCACAGCAACUGCCAAACUCGCACCCUCAACAACCACAACCACCAGAAUCGAAUGACCAGGUCAUUUCACUACGAUGCCUUGCACGAAUAGUGCCCAUACCUCGAAUUGCCAGACAUAUCAUUCUGGCUGCGACAUGGCAGUCGACUACCAUUCAGGAUUCCCUCUAUUUGCUGGCGAGUUGGUGGGUUCUAUGUUGGCAGUUUUAUUUUGUAUCUAUCUACAUAGCACCCAUCAUAAUGAUUGCCUUACUGCUGUAUAUGAGCGAAUUCCGUGAAGACAGACACGAAGAAAAGCGACUACAGCAGGCCCUCGAAACUUUGCAUGGGAUUGAGGCUCUAGAACAGUUAUGGCAGCUCAAAGAUGGUCGACAAUCUUUACUGGUUUUUGUUUAUGCUUAUAUUGGCUGGGUUAUUGCACACCAAGUAGCUACGACCCAACAAGUUGCCCUGGCCGCAGGCACUCUUGCUUUAGUAUGGCAAGCGCCUUGGAUUCGUGUUGCUCGACAGAUUUUGCCAACGUCGUUUCUACAAUCCUUGUUUAUGGGUGUUUUCAUCGGUCCAUUGGAGUCUCAACACGGAACAGAAGACGCACUGGUGCGCAGACGAUCAUUGACACAACGCGUGGAGGAUUUCCAGUGUGAAAAGAUGCAAUUCAAUGCAACAACCUCUGUGUUUGAAUUUGUCAUUUAUGAAAACCAGCGAUCAUGGCCAUUGACAGGCUGGCGCGCAGCAACACUGCCCUUUAUCGAUCGAGCACCGUGGACAGAUCCUGCCAAGAAGCCGCUGGCUCCAAAGACCGAAUUUCAACUUCCAGAAACGAUUCAGGCACAAUCUGGUGCGUGGACAUGGUCAUGGACGGAUACAGAAUGGCGGCUUGCGUCAAAAACAGAAACGGAUGCACUUGGAUGGACUUAUGGCACUUUGCUAUGGUCUGUGUUCGAUCGCCAUCCAAAAGGUUGGAUGUCCACACGUUAUCGACGAUGGGCACGCACAGCAACAUUGACAAAUCAAAACCCAACAAAAAGCACUUCCUUGUUACCACCACGUAUCGAUACCGCAUCAUCGCGUAGCGGUCUGCUAUCCCCAACAAGCCCAGCAUCACCGAGCCCAUCUUUAAUGUCGCGGGGACGAAAAUUGACUUCGUCUGUACGGUUUUCGUCAGCAACAAUCACGGAACACGAUAAUGAUAGCACAGUCAGCAACAGCACUACAGGCACUACCAAUACCACCACGUUUAAAAAGAAAUUAUGGUCAUCGAGCAAUAGCUCAUCCACAUCUACUACACCAAAAACACCACCCGAACAAAAACGCGAUUCUGUAUGGCGAAGUAUUGCUCGCGUCAACAAGCAUCAUUAA
Messenger RNA from Zychaea mexicana, 1413 nucleotides. Its product is annotated as integral peroxisomal membrane peroxin-domain-containing protein. NCBI's taxonomy places the organism in Eukaryota, Fungi, Mucoromycota, Mucoromycetes, Mucorales, Lichtheimiaceae. The transcript has 2 exons. The record is from RefSeq and is a predicted model, not a curated record. Gene Ontology annotation, cellular component: peroxisomal membrane. The coding region runs from base 1 to 1413 and encodes 470 amino acids. Gene Ontology annotation, biological process: peroxisome organization.